GCGUGGAAGCGGCAGUUCCUCAGACUCAUGGCUGUACAGCAGGUGGACGUGCUGCUCUGUCCCGUGUUGCCGUUUGCUGCCGUCAGACUUGGCAACGAGGAGAGGUUCACAGGCUGUUUAACUUAUUCGGUACUGUUCAACCUGCUGGAUUUCCCCGCUGGUACAGUACCUGUGUCUACAGUGACAGCAGGAGAUAUCGCAGACCUAAAGAAGGCAGACAAAUACAAUGUGGAAACCUCCCUAGAAAGACAGAUCAGAAUGCCAGGCAGUUCGUCUCAAAACCUGCCAGUUGGUGUACAGAUAGCUUCUUUGCCCUACCAGGACGAGAUGGUCUUGAGAGUUCUCCGGGACUUGGAAAAGAAAACAAGGUUAAUACACAUAAAAAUUGUCUGA
Candidula unifasciata is the source of this 393-nucleotide messenger RNA. The record is from the annotation of a GenBank genome assembly. Lineage: Eukaryota; Metazoa; Mollusca; Gastropoda; Stylommatophora; Geomitridae.